Molecule: messenger RNA, 2201 nt
Organism: Stegastes partitus (bicolor damselfish)
Lineage: Eukaryota; Metazoa; Chordata; Actinopteri; Pomacentridae
Product: zinc finger and SCAN domain-containing protein 2
Exons: 2
Coding region: 167-1333 (388 amino acids)
Biological process (GO): embryo development; regulation of transcription by RNA polymerase II
Cellular component (GO): nucleus
Molecular function (GO): RNA polymerase II cis-regulatory region sequence-specific DNA binding; DNA-binding transcription factor activity, RNA polymerase II-specific
Source: RefSeq, a predicted model, not a curated record
GCCGUUUCCUGUUACUAUUGUAUUACACUUCCAUGUUUUUCACCUCAAACAGCGACGGUAAUGUAAACCUCAAACGCCACAUCGCCGCCCUUGUGUGACUUGUCCCCCGUGUGCAGAGUUCGUUAACCGUCGCUGCGGCCGGCAGAGGUGCUGAUUCGGGGCAAACAUGGCCAACUGUGUGGCUUUCCAGAGCAAGCUAACCUCCAUCAUGGAGAUGCUAGCUAAAGCAGCCGUGGUGGAAAUCAGCAAGCUGUGGGAGGACGGCUUCGCUCUGGUCCAGGUCGAGCUGCGCCGGAGAGAGGGCGAAAUUGAAGCGCUGAACAGAAAGUUGAAGUUGAUGGAAAACGAGCGGUUGACGGUCCGGACUCAGACUGCGAGUAAGUCCAGGAGAGAGCAGCCGAACAAGCUGCUGCCUCCAGCCGGUGAGGGGCCUACAGUGGAUUCAGCUAACACCCUGUCUUCUGAUCAGAGCAUCAGAGAAAAGGCAGACACCUCAACAAACCACAGAACAUCACCGCCAGCUCAAACAGACGGCAAACAGACUGAGCAGCUCAAGCCGGACCUCUGUGAAAGUGAGGACAGGGACGACGAAGACUUAAUAGUCAAGCUGGAAGAUGAGGAUGACGUCCAGAUUGUGGAGCAGAUUGUGGACUCGGAUCCCAGCGUUACAGACGGAGCGGGUCAUCACGAGAUGGAUCUGAACCUCCAAUCUGCCGAGGUUGUGGAGGAACAAGAGAACCAGCAGUGGUUGUCUGUUUCCGUGGGAGACAGCGACGCAACGGACGACUCGGACUGCUUUUUUGAACCAAAGCAGCUGUCACAAAAUCUAGACUCAGAAAUCUUGCUUAUUCAAAACGCCUUGGACAUUUUUGAUAAUUCAGCAGAGACAGCGUAUUCUAUGAGGGACAACGGGACAGUUCAGGGUGCUUCGAGUAAAUCAAGGGCUCCUGUGACUUUUAGCCAAUCUCAGCCAAGUCAACCUUUGGAAGCAAUAAAUCACUCAGAGGGAGGAAUGUCCAUUAGAUUCCUUUCAGAAAAGCAACAACAGACUAAAAACAUGUCCGCUUUCAACCCGGACAGCAGGUUCUUUCUUUUAAACGACCCAGAGUUGCACAAGACCAUAGCCAGUCGCCGCAUCAAGGAGAAGUGGUACAUCUGCCCGUUCUGUGGGAAAAGCUUUGAUCGUAUCAGCCAUCUGGAGAUUCACCAGCGAAUUCACACUGGAGAGAAACCGUACACAUGCGAUAUAUGUGGCAAGUGUUUUUCUCAGAGGAGUAACCUUCGCACUCAUCAACGGACUCACAAAGAGGCUCUCACGCAAAAUGCAGUUUAAUUCAACAGAGUUUGAGGAUUGAGCUAUGAGUAUCCCAGUGGAAUUUUAUGUCUAGAUUAAUUAAUUAAAUCCUUUUUGUAUUUUGAUAUUACUGAAAAUGUAGCCAACGGAUUUUACUGUGCUUUCAUUUUUUUUUAGAUAAAGUAUAACUUUGACAUAGCUUGGAUUGUAACAAUUAGUACUUAUGAACUGUUUGUUAAUCGAGCCAGUUAAGAGAUUUAUUUAAAAACAAAAAAUAUUUAGGGACGUACAGCCCAAGUAUUUUAAUAUUGAUUUUGACAGGUUAUACACAAGGACACAUCUUGGUCUUCAGCAUUUGGCUGAUUGGAUGUGAGUCAGUGGACCAGAAAGAGUUGAAGAGGAAACUCUAUGCACAGUCACUGUAAACCAUCUGAUAGUUUUGUAGCAGUGCAAUUUUCUCACUUUUUGUCCAUUUUCAGAUUAAUGGUAAAAAAUCGAGCAGGAAUAGCAGCGCAAAUAACUGAACUCCUUCACCGGAUGGAAAGAUAUCGAGGAGAAACCAUGAGAAAUCUGACAAACUAGUUAACCGCAGUGUGUGAAGGAUUAAAAUAAGGAUAAAACUAAACCCCAGUCGACUUUGGUAGUCAUUACACUGUGCCUGGUCACUAGUGUUAUCUGAAAAUGUAGUGACCCUCCUUUUCCAAAGGAAAUGAUGCAUCAGAGCUGUUGUUUUUUAUUUCUGUUUUUUGUUUGUUUGUUUCUGGGUUUUUUUUAUUAGUAUUUCUCAAGUCAGCUGGCAUCAUCACAUCAAGUUUAUGGGUCAGUAAAACUAGGAAUCGUACUAAUUAGAAAAGAUAUAAUGAACAUUUACAACCUUCAGAAGCUUCAGUUUCUGCUUGACCAUCUC